Conger conger (European conger) is the source of this 4170-nucleotide messenger RNA. RefSeq names its product coiled-coil domain-containing protein 112. Lineage: Eukaryota; Metazoa; Chordata; Actinopteri; Anguilliformes; Congridae. The transcript is spliced from 11 exons. The coding region runs from base 2206 to 3585 and encodes 459 amino acids. The record is from RefSeq and is a predicted model, not a curated record.
UGGGAAAAGCUAAAGAACUGUCAAUUCGGAAGACACAGAUUGUAAUUGAGCAUCUCAAGUCGGGGAAUGGGUACAAAAAAAUACAUAAACAGUUAAACACUUUAAGGGCAUUAUUAAAAAGGCAUCAAUCAUAUGCAGUGGUUGCAAACUUGCCAGAAAGAGAAUGCAAGUUCAUAUUAUCCCCGCAAGUGGCAAGAAAGAUGGUGAGGGAGGCUAUAACUAACCCAAGGAUCGCAGCUUAAAAGGAAAACACCAAUAUUUUGGGAAAUAUACCUUUUUUCUGACUUAGCCAGACUUAGACAAGAUGUUUUGUUGAUUUCAUUUUCAUUUUUUCACAAGCAAAGGGUUGCACGAAGUCAGCCCUUACUGAGUACAAUAACACAACAUCUUGAGUUUGACUAACCUCAUUGGAAUUAUAACUGUAAGGGAGUGAAUUCAAAAAGUACCCGGUAUUCUUAGCUGAAGAUCUGGUUGUUUCUGCUAGGAAGCUGAGUCUUGACUCCAAGCAUACUGUAAUAUAGUGUCUUUAUCCAAAAUGCUGUACAAUUGAUUAUUCUCAUUCACCCAUUCACACACACAGACGGACAGACACCAACAGCACCAACCAGCUCAUCUGGAGAAAUUGGGGGUUGGUGUCUUGCACAGGGACAUUUCGACACACUCAGGGCGGGAUCGAACCGGCAACCCUCCGACUGCCAGACGACUGCUUACAACCUGAGCCAAUUCUCACAACUUGUUGGAAAAGACUUAUGACUCAAGGGGUGGAUUCGUUCAGAGCCGAGAAGACGCAGCGGAGCGGCUGUUUACAAGGACUGAGGAUCGAGCGCCGAGGGAGCCGGGCACUCGAUCUGCCUGAGAGUCCCUCCAAACGCCGGUGCCUGGCAAGGACAUCCAGUCAGUGGCGUUAGCAGGCGGUGUGCAUUACUCUCGAUUAGACCCGAUAGCUCUGCCGAUACACGAUCCUCUCAUGCCAUAGUUCUCAGCUAACCGGGAGAUUAUAUAACUGACGCGAGCGCUGUCGGGUCUGUCUGCUCCGUGCACGUCCUCAGCAGCCACCUUUGCAGACCUCGGGGUCGUGUUGAGGCCGGACGAAAAAACGACGCUUAGCUUUCAGACAGAUGUUAAAACAUGCAUACACACCCUGCAGAAGGCUUUAACUCCGCUUGAGCCUGCGGUGCUGCUGCUAUUGCGCUAAACUGUUUUAUUCAACUUAGCGCUUGAUCAUUGAAAUGGAACAAGAAGGGCAACUCUGUCUGUGAAUGACUGGAAAGAGGCCCACCUUUGAUUGCACAAUGUGAAUUUUUUUUAAAACACUCCUUAAAAUGAGAAUGAGUGUCAUUAGAGGUGAACGCAGUCGUUUAUAAAUAGUAGUAUUGUCUUAUUAUGGAAAGGCGUACGGAAGGCUGGGAAACUAAGUCACUGUGCCUCAGAGUAACAGAGACUUCAGCCAAGCUGGUGAUGAUGUGUGUGUGGCCGAGUAGAAAGCCAGCAAGACAGAUGGAGUCUGCCUAGUGUGGUCACAUCUGUGAGUGAAUUGUCCCUCACGUGUAUUUUAAAAUGAAAUCCCACAACAACAGUUAAUCCCAAACACAUUCCGCUUUACAGGUAACGGACUGAAAGUUAUGGGGAAAGGGAUUUAUCCAUUUAUUUUGCAGCAUCAAGGAGCCCAUGUUCGCAUCAAAUGCAAUGUAACAGAAGGAGUCUAUUUGAAUUGAGUGUGUUUGUAUUAUGAAGGCCUGUGUUGUUCAGCCUUUAACCUAAAUAUAUAACUGUAGGAAGUGUUUUUUUGGAAUGAGAACUUUAACCACAUUAAGCAAUCUGGCUCAGGCUAUUUUCUAUUUUGCAUUCAGUAAUUGUUCUCAAACUCAGAAGUCCAGUAUUAUUCAUGAUUGGUGAAGAUGAAGGUCAGAUGUCAAAACCACUGCCAUAGUUUCAGUUCCAUUCCUUGCCUGAAGAAAGGAUAUGUUUAUCACUGUUCAGCACUGGUCGAAGUUCAGCAAAUGCGCAUGGAAUACAUUUUGCUCAGGGAAGUUCAACUCCUGGGGCAUGUUUUGUAUAAUUUUCAAAGACCAGAUAAAAAUAAUUUAUAUUUAUAUGUGUAUGUAUGAAUCUCACAGCCCAAGUCUCCCAAAUCUCCCCAUCUUCUACUCAACUCAACUUUAGCAGGGCGGGGAUGACCAUGGCCACCAUGCUAAUCAGUCCAGGAUGGAGAACGUUUCCCAGGGAAAAAAGAUACACUUCCUUCGAACUGCAGAGCAGCUCAGAAGACAGGUUGACAAACUUGAAAAAGAAAAGACCCUGAGCAACCAAAGCAAGAAUAUAUUUAGAGACGACUCUGGAACAGUAGAAGAAUCUGAAAUCAAACUCAGGCAUGACCGUACAACUGAGGUAAUGAAACUGCAGCAGCAACUGAAGAAAAUUCGCAAUGGUGUAAACAGGUUCCAGAGACAGCUGAUAGAUGUGAAACCCACCCCAGAAUUAAUCGAGAAGCUGAAAGAAAUUAUUACCAAAGUUGAAACUUCCAUCAGCACUUUCAAAGAAGAUAAACGGCAAAGUUACGAGGAGCUCCUGAAAAGGGAGUACACGUACUGGCAGGAGGUGUGCUCCUUGGAGAAGAAGAUCGGGCUCUGGGCUUCGGCUGGGCCCUCGGCGGGUUUGAAGGCCCCCCCGGCCCACCCGGCCAAGCUGUGCCUGACCAAGACCCUCCCCCCGGAGGUGAACGAGCUGGAGAGGUUCCUCUUGCUGACGGGGGGGCGGCAGGGAGGCUGGGACCAGUACGACCACGAGGUCUUUCUCCGGGAGAGGGCCAAGAGGAGCGGGAGGGAGGCUGUCCCCCACGUGCCGGGCAAGAGGGAGGAGGAGGUGGAGGAGCACGAGGAGUGGUACCAGAAACUGCUCCUCCUGGAGGAGAAGAAGAAGGAGGCGAUCUACAAAUGGAAAAGCCGGAAGCAGUGGCAGAGAGAGCAGGAGCUGAAACGGCAGAAGGAGAAGGAGGACGCGGCAAGGCGGGAGGAGGCGCGGCAGGCAGAGGAGGCGCAGCAGCAGGCCGAGGCGGGGCGGAGGGAGGCGGCGGCCCGGCUGGAGGCCUGGAAGGCCGGGCGGAGGGCCGAGGAGGACGCCGAGCGGGAGAGGCUCGUCCGGGAGGAGGUGCGCCAGAGGAAGAGGGCCAAGGAGGAGCGGCGGAGGCAGCAGGAGGCCAAGCUGGCUCUGGAGGUGCACGUUCGGGCGCGCAAGCACCAGCAGGAGCUCCUCCUCAUGGAGAAGGAGUGCCGGGAGCAGGAGGAGAUGGAGGAGAGGCAGAGGGCCGCCUCCAUUGGGAUCAAGAUCUUCCAGGAGAGGGAUAUUUGCAGGCUGGAGGCGAAACUCCAGGAGAAACAAGACAAGGAGGAGGAGGAGGCGGAACGGCAGAAGAAGCUGGCCAGGAUGAAGGAGAAAGUGGAGGCGCACAUCGGCCGAGACCCGUCGAGACUGUGCCAGCUCACCAAGGGGUGGCAGGAACGUACCAAAGUCAUCGGGCCGACGGGGGGAGGCCCCGUGUCACAGACAUUCCACAGAGCUGUGCCGAGCUGGAGACAAGACCUAUGACCGGGAAUCCCGCCUUCCAGAACCGCACUCAACGUUUGUAAACACAUACUGUGCAUAUUCUCGUGUAGUACUUGUGCAUUGUGGAAACAUUAUUUUCCCACCAGCCUGUUUUGUAUUGAAUGUAUUGGUGUAUUAGACACUUGGAAGUAAUUUUUUUUAAGUGCUUUUUUUUAUUUUUAUAUUUCAGUAUGUUCCUUUAAUAUAAUAUUCCAAACCCACCUCCAAUGUGAUUUUCUCAAGCAGGAAAAACAGGAAUGGAAUGUGGGUACAGAACAAGUUGUUUAACCGAAAAAAUAGCAAAUAGUGGUAAAAUGUAAGCCUAAGAGAGUAGUUUAGGAAUUGUAUCUUAAAGGUGAGUGAUACAGAUGUAACCACAGAUAUGUCAAUGGAGCCUUGUGUGUGUAAGAAGAGUAGCAUUUUAUAUCAUGUCGAACAUGAUCAACUUCCAGCAGCAUGCGUUUAUUAUAUCCAAUACAACAGUGCACAUUUAUAACCAUUGUCAAACUGUUCAGCUAUGAAACUGAAGAACUCAAUCGCAAAUAUUGCUGCUAAGAAAUAAAAGCACUAAGUAAUUAUACUUGAAAA